Epithele typhae is the source of this 411-nucleotide messenger RNA. RefSeq lists its product as uncharacterized. The transcript is spliced from 3 exons. NCBI's taxonomy places the organism in Eukaryota, Fungi, Basidiomycota, Agaricomycetes, Polyporales, Epitheliaceae. Bases 1 to 411 code for a protein of 136 amino acids. The record is from RefSeq and is a predicted model, not a curated record.
AUGGCCAGUGGCGCAUCACCUGCACAGUCCCCCGCCGAGUCCCGGUCCACCGACAACAAUGUUGGUGGCAACGACUCAUACCCGCCCCAGAGGCACGCCGGUGCAGUUGGUCUCGGGCCUGAAUAUGCCAAGGGCGCGAGCACCGGAGAAAAGGUCGACGGCUGGAAAGAGGAGAUGAAAGGAAAAAUCCUGCGCAAACCCGAAGUCGUUCAGCACGGUCACGAUCUUCGUACAGGUGCAGUGAAGAAGCAGCAAAUGGAGGAUGAUUCCAACCCGUUCCAGAAUGCAGAUGAGGAGAGAGCGGCCACUACGGCCCCGGAGGGCACAGAGAAAGCCGACAGGCAGCAGGAGCGGCGCAAGAGUAAUCUUCAUGUCCUUGGAGUUCGCAGUGCCACGGCUGUAGCGGGCUAG